Botrytis porri is the source of this 1303-nucleotide messenger RNA. RefSeq lists its product as uncharacterized. Gene Ontology annotation, molecular function: oxidoreductase activity, acting on NAD(P)H, oxygen as acceptor. The record is from RefSeq and is a predicted model, not a curated record. NCBI's taxonomy places the organism in Eukaryota, Fungi, Ascomycota, Leotiomycetes, Helotiales, Sclerotiniaceae. The transcript is spliced from 5 exons. Bases 285 to 1190 code for a protein of 301 amino acids. Gene Ontology annotation, cellular component: intracellular anatomical structure.
AGUCUCAUCCUAAAUCAAGGAAAUGCGCAUCCCACUCUCAGCAAAUUCUACAUCCAUGAUCUAUCACCGACGAGCCUUUUUGUAUUCGGAUAACUUGAGUAGUUUAUGCCCUUUACCGUACUUGCAGCUUACUAUAUAGCCUGCAUACUCCACUUCUCCACGAAUCCUCAACCGUUUAAAGGCCAUCCGUGUAUCUAAUCACAUUAUUUUACAACAGAGGUCUUAUAAAUAUUUAAGUGUAUUCACGGCUCAACUCUUUUUCUAUCUUCUUCAAUAUUACUAUCAUGGGGGACGACAAAUAUAAUAGAAAUGACUUAGUGAAUCGGACAUUACCUCAGAUGCAGCUAGCAAAUGGCUUGAGCAACUCAGCUCCUCCCUCAUUUGAUGCUGAAAAGCAUUCAUCAAGCUUGAAUCCAGCUAUCAACAGAUUUGCAGUCAAAGGAAAUGCGAUAUUCACAGGAGGAGCAGGCACUUUAGCUUUACAAGGAGCUCGUGCGCUUCUCGAACACGGCCUUAGUGGAUUAGCCCUAUAUGACAUCAAUCCAAAAGACGAUCAUCCUGGCAUAUGCGCCUUGAAGGCAGACUUUCCUAGUGCCAAGAUCCUAUUGAAACAAGUCGAUGUCACAAACGUGGAAAAUCUGGAUCAAGCUAUUCAUGAGACAAUAUCGGCUUUGGGAAGUAUUGAUGUACUGUGUUGCUACGCGGGCGUUGUGGGAUGUGUGCAUGCGCUCGAGAUAAGUGUCGAGGAGUGGAGACGCACUUUGGAGAUCAAUACAACUGGGGCUUUUCUAUGUGCACAAGCUGUUGCUAAGAAAAUGGUUGAUCAAAAAUCCGGUGGUUCGAUUGUGUUCAUUGCAUCGAUAUCUGGUCAUACCGUUAACUAUCCUCAGCCUCAAAUUGCUUACAAUGUCUCCAAAUCUUCUCUACUUCAUAUGAAAUCAUGUCUUGCAGCUGAGUGGUCUCGAUAUGGUAUUCGUACAAAUUCUAUUUCUCCUGGUUACAUGGAUACUAUUCUUAAUGAAGGUGAUGGAUUGGAAGAGGCAAGGAAUAUUUGGACUUCUAGAAAUCCAAUCGGUAGAAUGGGAAAUCCAGAAGAAUUGAGUGGAGCUUUAGUACUAUUAUGUAGUGGAGCGGGAAGUUAUAUUACUGGAGCUGAUUUGAUUGUUGAUGGAGGUCAAACUAUCUUUUGAGCAAUCAAAAAGAUGCUGGAAGGCCACACCGAGGAGGAAGUCUAGCAGCAUGGUCUCCAUCAAGUACGUCACUGAGCAUUCUAUCAGUUCAUCGAAUAUUAUGUUGCCAUUUU